AUGGCUUCGAAAAUGCCUCUGCCUGCUCCACCGCGGACCCCUACGCCGCCUCCUGACGAGAACGCGCCCCAGCCCGUUGGACUAGGAUUCCGAAGCGAUCUGGCUGUUGGAGAUACGGGGCCUAAUAACAAUGCGCUGCUCUCGCCCAUGUCUGCCACGUUCCCCUCCAAGCAGUAUGCGACCCUCGGGCCCAGUGAUUCUGUCUCGCAGAGGGCGUCGCCUGCGACUCUGUAUACACCCGCGAGCGCGACCUUUCCAUACACGCCCGCGAGCGACUCAACCAUGAAUCUUGAGCCGCCCUCUGCGAACGGGUCCGAGAACCCCAAUCCGUUCAAUUUCCAAUCUGUCGCCUACCAGCCGGGGCGGCCCCAGACAAAGGCUAAUGACAUCGGCCGAAGACGAGGACACAAGUACAAACACAGUAGUGUAUCACAUCAGAUAUUUCUAGAACCAGCACCGCGCGCUCCGCUCCAGCUCCCUGCCUCGCUUCCGAUCCCGACGUUCAAAGAGUACCGCUCGUCAAUGUCCAAGGACCAGAAGCUGCGGCUGGCAUGGUGUUUCUGCCAUCUGGUAGUAGCCGGCCUCGUACAAUGGGGCGCACAUGAAUCGCUGGCACUGACAGUAUUGUCUCGUCUAAUCUUCUACGAUGCACUUGGAGCUUUUCUGUGUGUGGCUGUUGACGUUGGAUCCAACUUCGAGGUAUGGAAGCGAUCUAGCAUACGACAUCCAUUUGGCUUUGAACGUCUAGAGGUCAUCGCAGGACUAGGCAUGUCUGUUGGGCUACUGUUCAUGGGACUGGACCUCAUAUCGCAUGGUUUGACGCACGCGCUUGAAAAUACCGGAGGACAUGAGGCGCAUCACGCCGACGCUCACGAGCGAGUGUCGGCUGGCAGCAUUGAUCUUGCUGCUUUGUGCGGUGUUGUCUCGACACUGGUCUCAGCAAUCUUGUUGAAGAACCAUGCGCGCAUAGGCAAGGUCAUGAGGCUAAGUGCGAUCGCUAACCUGCCUUCGGUGCUGAGCAACCCGUCGCAUUUUCUGACAUUAUCGUGCUCGUCACUCCUGCUAAUCUUGCCCCUACUGAGCAUCCAGAUGUAUGUGUGGCUUGACCGAACCCUCUCAUUUUCAGUUGCCUUCUCCAUGGUGGCGCUAGGAUGGAUUCAAGGAUGGACCCUCGGCAAGAUGCUGCUCAUGUCCUACUCGGGACCCGGCGUAUCGGACAUCAUGUACGACCUGGAGACGGACCCAGCCGUGCGAACGGUAGAGGAGGCAAAAUUCUGGCAGGUACACUACGGGCUCUGCCAGGCGAACCUGAAACUUCGAGUGAGGAAUUUGGAGGAAAUUGGGCGUCUGCGCGAUCGCAUUGGCAGCAUGGUGCGGAACCGCUUGGGCGGCGGAUACGGGAGCGGCGGGCAGAGAUGGGAAAUUUCAACCCAAAUUACACUCGAGAAGGACUGA
Molecule: messenger RNA, 1455 nt
Organism: Alternaria postmessia
Lineage: Eukaryota; Fungi; Ascomycota; Dothideomycetes; Pleosporales; Pleosporaceae
Exons: 2
Coding region: 1-1455 (484 amino acids)
Biological process (GO): transmembrane transport; monoatomic cation transport
Cellular component (GO): membrane
Molecular function (GO): monoatomic cation transmembrane transporter activity
Source: RefSeq, a predicted model, not a curated record